Messenger RNA from Neltuma alba, 2715 nucleotides. RefSeq names its product disease resistance protein At4g27190-like. Gene Ontology annotation, molecular function: ADP binding. The transcript is spliced from 4 exons. The coding region runs from base 1 to 2715 and encodes 904 amino acids. Lineage: Eukaryota; Viridiplantae; Streptophyta; Magnoliopsida; Fabales; Fabaceae. The record is from RefSeq and is a predicted model, not a curated record.
AUGGAUUGUGAGAGUAAAAUUGAGUUGUCUCUCUUAACAGAGGAAGAGGCAUGGGCUUUGUUCAAGAUGCAUGCUAACACAACCAGUGUGUCAACGAAUGAGUUCGAUAGCAUCGGAAGGAAGAUUGUUGAUGAGUGUAAGGGUUUGCCUAUAGCAAUUGUAACAGUUGGAAGCACAUUGAAAGAAAAGAGUAUUCAUACGUGGAGAUCAACAGUAGAAAGGCUACGACAUCCCCCACCACUGGAUAUUGAAGAUGAUUUGAAGACCCCUUAUGUAACUCUCAAAGUAAGUUAUGAUAAUUUGUCGAGUCCGCUAGCUAAGUCGCUCUUCAUAUUGUGCUCUAUGUUUCCUGAGGAUCAUGAAAUCCAUAUAGAGGAUUUAAUUCGUUUUGGCAAAGGGACUCUUAAUCUUGGUGAAAGAAUUUACACAAUGGAGAAAACAAGGAAUAGGGUUUUAGCUAACAUUGAGAAAUUGUUAGAUUCUUCUUUGUUAAUGCAUACCAGUAAGCAGGCACAUGUAAAAUUGCAUGAUGUGGUUCGAGAUGUAGCCUUGUGGAUUGCAAAGGAGCAAUGUCAAGAAGUUCUGGUGGACAACCAAGAAAUUUCAGAGAUGUUAAUUGGUAACCACCAAAGUUUGGAAGAUACAAAGGCAGUGUCAUUGUGGAAUUUGGAUGAGGAUUUCGAGCUCUCUAAACAAUUGCAUUUUCCACAGCUCGAGAUUCUGCUACUUCAACCUUAUGGGUUCAUUCGAGAUAUUGGAGCAAUGGAGUCACUCAAAGUCUUGGCACUCAUAAGACAUGGAUUUAAGUGGGAAUUGCGGAGGCGGUAUCCAACUUCGGUUUCAAUUCCACAAUCAAUUGUAUCACUAACUAAUCUUCACACCUUAUGUAUUAGAGGGAAAAAGUUGGGUGAUAUCUCUCUAUUGGGUGAACUCAAAACACUGGAGAUUCUUGACUUACGUGGUUCUCUGUUUGAUGAAUUACCUGUUGGAAUUGUAGAUAUGAAAAUGUUGAAACUUUUGGACAUAUAUGAUUGUCGAAUUGAGAAAAGUCCUAUAGAAGUAAUUGGUAGAUGUGAGCAACUUGAAGAAUUAUAUUUUUCGGAACACAAAUCUGUCAUCCCACAUAAUUUCUCUCUUUCAAGAUUGAAGAGGUAUGUUCUCUAUGACUCCACAUGUAGUAUAAUUCGUAUACAUGAAUUUGACCCUGUUCUAGAACAUCUGCAUUGUCGUGGUGAAGACCCUUUUCAAGAAUAUCUGGAUAGUUGUGGUGAAGCAUUAAGAGCCUUAUGCAUACAAGACUUUAGAGUCUCUGCUUUGAAUUCAUCAAUGAAAAAUCUCAUUCUUAGAGCAAAUCACCUUUGGCUGGAAAAUUGUGAAUGGGAUUAUAAAGAUAUAAAUCUUCAAAUAAACCACUUAGGGGUAUCAUGUUGUCAAGAGAAAAAAUUCAUCAUUGAGAAGCGUGAUGUGAACAUUCUUCAAACACAAGUAUUCUCACGCUUGAGCACUUUAAGACUGUUUGAAAUGAAUAGUCUUGAACAAGUGUUUCAAGAUUCAUCUAUUGGCUGCUCACUCCCAAUGUUACAAGAGCUAUGGAUAUGGAGUUGUCCUGAAUUGAGAAUUUGUAUCUUCUCGCAUGCCACCAUUACGAGCCUGCCAAAGCUGAAAAAACUUCAUAUUGAUAGCUGUGACAAAGUGAAAUGGCUAUUGUCUUAUUCCCUGGCUUCUUAUUGUCCUUUACUGAAGGAAAUAAUUAUAAGCAAUUGCUCUCAAUUUGAGAAGCUCAUUGAUGAAGAAGCUGCACAUGGGGAUCCACUACUUCAUGAUAAGCAAUAUUAUCCAUAUGGAAAGGAAACUGACAGUGCCUAUGUGGGGGUUAUAGCGAAAAGAUGCAAUCAGUUGCAAAAUGAGCAAUCCUUGAUCUUUUUUCUAAGGUUGGAAAGUCUACAAAUUAAAAGCAGUGGAAAAAAGAAAGAGAUUAUAUCCAUAGACCAUUGCUCUGAAUUUGAGGGGCUCAUUGGUGAAGAAGCUGCACAUGGGGAUCCACUACUUCAUGAUAUGCAAGAUCAUCCACAGAAACAUGACAAUGACACAGUGAGGGUGGUAAAGUCAGAAUUGCGUGUUAUAUGGUUAGAAGAUCUACCAAAAUUAGAAUAUAUUUGGAAAGAUCCCAUACAAAUUUUGAGCUUCCAUAGACUUGAAAGCAUUAAACUGUUGGAAUGCCCGAGAUUAAGAAAUAUAUUCACUGUUGCUAUUGUCACAAGCCUUCCAGAGUUGAGGCAACUUGAUGUAAGAGGAUGCAAUGAAUGGGAGGGAAUAUUUUGUGAAGAGUCACUUAAGAAUCUGUCUACUUAUUCCACUGUUUGCUUCCCCAAACUUGAGAGCAUUCUUACAAGGAAUUGCCACAAAGUGAGAAGGGUGUUCUCAUAUUCUCUGGCAUCUCAUUGUCCUUCAUUGAAGAGAAUAACUGUAGAGAAUUGUUAUGAACUGGAGGGGGUUGUUGUUGAAGCUUAUGAAGGUGAAGUAGCUGCUCAUCAUCAUCAAAGGCUGUUUCCUAAACUGAGUGAUUUGGAACUCAUGAAGUUGCCAAAGUUGAGAGAGAUUUAUGAAGGUUAUGAAUUCAACCUCCUUUCUGGUACUAUAACAAUAGAAGAUUGUCCAAACAUAUCAAAAAUCUCAAAAGUCCCAUUAGACAAGCCCUCGUCAUCAGGUUCGUAG